Molecule: messenger RNA, 819 nt
Organism: Aspergillus nomiae NRRL 13137
Lineage: Eukaryota; Fungi; Ascomycota; Eurotiomycetes; Eurotiales; Aspergillaceae
Exons: 2
Coding region: 1-819 (272 amino acids)
Source: RefSeq, a predicted model, not a curated record
AUGAAGGGUCUUGACCGAGGUCUCGCUCUCGUCUCCACACUAGCUCUGCUCUUCCUCCAAGCUGUAGCGGUCCCCCUUUCAGCUGCCGAAAAUGCCUCCCCCGACCAGGCAGUCCUAGGCGAUACUUACAGCUUUCCCUCAACCUCUGAGAACAACGUUGACGUUUUUGACAAAGAUCCAGAGGCAGCAGCCGCACCAUCAUGGUUCACCUCCACCCUGAUGGCCCGCCGACUCCUCGCUCUCUCCACCACCGCCGCUGUGGCUGGCCUAUCCAUCAGCCAGAAAGAAUACGUCUCAGACUGCGACGAGGCCCUCCCCCCUACAAGCGGUAACGGCGGCAACGGCGACCCGACCUUCCUCGCCCUCGAAGUCGAAACCACCUUCCGCAACACUGCUGCAGGCUCUAACAUCAGCAUCACCCUCGAUUGGUGGGACCACUUGAAUGAGACUGAGCCGCUCUGGCCCGGCUUCCCGCUCAGCCCUGCCGGUCUCCCCCGCGUUACUCUCUUCGGGUACGUCGAGCCCUUCCCGAACCCUGCCCCGGAGGACACGGAGGCGGCUCUUCGGUCUUGCUAUCUUAAAGCUCACCCCGAUGCCCGGGUGUGGCUGCCGGAGCGGCCGGGCUCGCCGCACAGAAGCCACUGGGUCCGCAUGGUUGUCACUCACGUUUACUGGAUCGGUGGCUUCGGCGGGUUCCAGCGGAUUGGGUGGAUGAAUGUGACCGAGUGGAAGGGUAUUCGGAGGGAGGAGAGUUUGCCGGGUAUUGGGGAUGGGCGGGGCUGGGAGGAUGUGAGGCUUCCUGGCGAGAAAGGGUAUUGA